Molecule: messenger RNA, 4578 nt
Organism: Nyctereutes procyonoides (raccoon dog)
Lineage: Eukaryota; Metazoa; Chordata; Mammalia; Carnivora; Canidae
Product: nascent polypeptide-associated complex subunit alpha, muscle-specific form-like
Exons: 4
Coding region: 747-2204 (485 amino acids)
Source: RefSeq, a predicted model, not a curated record
CCACCCUCGGGGAAGGGGCCACUCGCGGCCCAGGUGAGGAGCGGGCGGGAGGGCCGGCGGAGCAGGUGGCAGUGCGAGGGCGGGAGCUGACCGGGUGCUUCUACCUCGCAGCCCUCCGACGCGGAGGGGAACUCGAAACGUCCGGGCCAGGGGGCUGGGAACUCCUCCCGUGUGUCUGAGAUUGGAGAGGGACAUGGGGGCCGACGCAGGCGCUGACCCCGGCCCUGCCGGGGACGCGGGCUCUGCGGGCUCAGGGACCUAAAGCUGCCCCGGAGUCAGCCUGAGCGGGGCAGAGGUCGAGCCUUUGCUGGGGUCUCUGCAGCCGCGGGUGGGCUCCUGGCUGUGCGCCACUCCCCGUUGUGCCCCAUUUGUCGUUCCGUGAGACGAGUGGUGCCCGCGCGGAGACCUGCAUGCGGCACCCGAGCCCUCGCCACGGGAGAGGUGAACGGGUAAGGGCGGAAGGACUAACACGGAGACCCUGGAGUCCUAGCGGAGGCGCUCAGGAUGGCGAGGGGUGUGUGGCCGGUGCUACCCCCGAGGAAGAGUUCCACAGAACAGGGCUUGGCGGGAGCCAGAGGCGGCGGUGCGCCGGGCCUUCCCGCCUCCGCACUUCACAGCUGCCUUCCUGUCUGAAUUCAACUGGCCGGAGCGUCCACGGUUGGUUUCAGGGGUGCCCAGCCUUGCACUCUGCUUGCAGCCCCAGACGGAGAAGGCACUCUCCGCCCUGCUGUUUCUCCCUGAACUGAAUGCAGCCUCCACUGUUUCUGGCCCUAGAGAUCGAAGCUGUGGGCCUGAGCUCCCCAUUUGAAUUCCCGGGGAGGGAGUUGGCUCCAGCCCGGAUCCCGGGCCCAAGCCGGCUGUCACGAAGUGCAGGAAGCCCCCCGAAUGUUGCUUCCCCCGGCUGCGCGCACGGUGGCCGGGACUACGCGGCGGCUCCGCAGCGGGGCUCCUGCAGCUGCGCGCGGGCUCCGGCUUCUACUGCGGGAGCAGCGAACCGAAUCGUUCCCACGCUUCCUCUCCAUCCCGGACCUCUCAACACCCGCCAACGAAUGCCGUGGCCGGUUUGCGCCGACGCCGACCCCUGCGCCGGUCCUGCGCCGCCCGGAGCGGGGACUUCGCGCGGCGCUCACGCUCGGGCCGCCCGCCUGCGCGCCGGGAGCCACCGCGUUCCCCCGAGCGCCCGGCCCAGCAGCGCCGCGGAGCUUCGCGCCGCGGAGGUGGUGCCGUGGCUCCGAAGGACGCUACCCGCGUGGACGCGGCCGCCUCCUGCCCCGGUUCCCGCUGAGCUCCCGCAGGGCCGUGGCGGCCACGGAAAGAGCAAGCCGGGUCGCUAUCCCGGCGCCCGAGUCCCGGGGCCGCUGCGUGGGAGUCCGCCCUCCGCCUCCCCAAACGCCCCAGACCCCGAGACACGGCCCAGCCUCCUGGUAACUUCGCAGACGCUCCGGGUCGGCCUGCGCCGCGAUCCACAGGCCGGCUUGCAAAGCCCCUCCUCUCUGUCCUCUCUCGGCUCUGGUCCCUGCUCCCACACCGGCCACCCUCUUAGUUUGGAAACCGAAUUUCGCCUUCGGUCCUGCGGGCCGACAGGACGCAGACGUAACCCGGCAAAUGCCCUGCGGGGAUUGCUUCCCGCCUCGGCUGCAGCAUCUGUGAAGUGGCGCCCCACUUUCCCGCGCCCCUCUCGCUGGCUUCUGCGGGUGGGUCGGAGAACCGACGGACUGUUGGGAACCCUGGAGGGGCUAGCGCAGCCCACACCUGGGGCCGUUUGCCGGUCGAGGCCCAGAGGCGGUGCCCAGACUGGAAGGGCCCCGGCCUGUCCCGCGGUGCAUCCCGCGUCCCCUCCAGGGCUCGGUGGAGGGGGUGAGGGUCCAGCCCCGCCGGCUGGGCGGCUCCUCUCCACCCCUGCGCGUUCCUCCGCGCCGCGAUGCAGGGAGGCCGAACACCCCAGCCGCCCUACUGUCGGGCCGUACUACCGGGCUCCCCAAACCCCGUGGAGGGCGGAUCCGGGGCUGCAGGGGCGAGGACGGGCGGCAGAGGCCUUAGUCCCAGGGCUUGCAGUGUCCAGUUCCCCAGCCCUCCUUCCCUCCUGCAUCCUGGAGGAAGCUCCAGUGAAGGAAUACCGGAGGCCCAGAUGGCAGGAACACACCUGCACCCAGCACAGACCCAUGCACCCACUGCAGCCCAGGCCAGUGAAGAGACCUCACUGAGGACCCACUGUGUGCCAGACCUGCAGUUCCAGGGCAUCUUGUGCCUCUACAAAGCCACAGGGCUGGCCCAAGUUUGGGAGCCUUCGUGAAUAAAAGAAUGAGUCAGUAAUGAAUGAAGAGCACUGAGUGAGAAGGAAGUGAUCUUUAGAUCUGAUUUCAGCCCCAAAGACCAGAGGCAAUGGGGGGAGCGGUGAUCUUACUGGACAUCACAGUGGAGGCAGCAGCCCUGCACUGAGCACCUGAGUCUUAGUGACCUGUCCUUCACCUAUCCCGACUUGCAAAGGGCUGCCCUGCUUCAGCAGCCUGAUCCAGUCCCACGUGAUGGGGACACAGCAGUGAGCAAGCCACCCAGGUACCUAGCUGCAUGCUGGAAAAGGCAGCUAGCUUGCUCAAGGGGGCCUCUGCGGGAUGAUGGGGGCAGAGGGUGAUGGCAGAAAGAGAAACUUGGUCUAUCUGUGGGGCUCCCUGGCUUGCAGUGGUGGAACACAGGUGGCCGGGGCUCCCGUGCCAGGCAGGAUGCUGGCCUCUGCCCCACAGCUGGUCUCUGCUGUGUCAUGGCACUGUGUGGCCCUCACAAUGAUCCCGUGUGGUAGGAACUAUAAUGGUUUGCACCUUACAAAUGGAAAACUGGUGCUUAGAGGUACAGGGACAUGUCAUCAAGGCAGGAGAGUGAGAUCCAUCUGUCUGACCACAAAGCCCUCCUCCAGUGACAUGAACAGCCAAGUGAUGGGCUCCAGGGUGUGUGCUCAACAGAGGCACUGCUGCAGAGGGAUCUGUGUUUGGAAUGCCUUCUUGAGUUUCUUGGCAGUGCCAAGAGUGUGAGCCCCAGAGGGUGUGCUGGCAUCGUGGUCACCCACUUGCUCCCGACAACCACCAGGAUAUUUGUUUGUGGGUGUCCAGAAAGACUGAGCCACUUGCGAUACGUAUUUCCUCUGAGUCCAGCCCUUGCUGGGAAGUCCAGGUCCCCUUCUCCUUCCCAACACAUACCUUCAAGGGCAGACACCCCAGAACUGUUCUUUGGCCCUCACUGGGACAGGCUCCACCAUCCCCCCACCUCAGCCGGUGGCUUCACAGGCUCAGUUCAGGGCUAACAUGCCAAGCAAGUGAUGCUCAGUGUCGAGGCUUCUACCAAGGCAUUUCCAAUCAUAAAAAAAUAUGUGUCAGUUAAGUGUGUGUUGAGCCUGGACCACAUGGGACAUAGUUGUUCUAAUAAACACGAGUAAGCCAGUUUUCACAUUAGAGAAAUAACAGUUUCUAGCAGAAAUGUGGUGCUGUUAAAAGGGGUUAAUUAAUAAACAGCAGGUAAUUGUUCAUGGCACAUUGUGGCAGAGAGUAAUUUCCAUUUUAGAGGAUGGAAGGGCCAAAUACCCUCCCCACUCAGCAUUUUUGUGUAAUAAUCACCUUGGCUUCACCUCCGCCUUUAAUUUUUACAGCUGGAGCUGUUUACCAUCUUCCAACUUUCACUAAAAAGGAAAAACCAUCGCUUAAACAAAGCCAUUGAGAACUCAGCAUCAUAUGUGGAUUUCUUAACAUAAAUAAAUCAUACAAACCAAGAUUUAUGUUCUCCGAAUGAUGUCAUUCAUUGAAGGCUGCCUUCCCGAUCAGAUCAGCCUCUGCCGAUUUCCUUGUGUGUGUGCGCGCGCGCGCGCUUUCUGCAAAACAAGGGAGGCAGUGCUGGCCUCGGCCUCACCACUCCUGUCUCUCUGCUCAGCCCAGGACUCCAGCAAGGCCUGCCUACAUUCGCCCAGGUUCUUACCAUUUCAACCCCAUGAAUCGCUGUAAAGCUUUGCUUCUGAACAGUAAGUUCGGAGGCUGGAAGACUGUUCAAGCUUCCCGGAGAAUUUCUGCAGACCCCAGUGGGAGCUGAAGGUCCUUUGGCUUCUCCAGAGUCUCCAGUGAUGCUGGCUACAGAGGAAUCACUUUGAAAUGAAUGAGGAACAGAAAAAAAUCACCUUUAAUGGGGGAAUGAGAUAUGGUUUACCCUUACCAUGGAGGAAUCUAUGGUCAUAAAAAGGAACAAAGUCCUGCCACACGCUGCAACUUGAAUGAACUCAACAUCAUUCUCAGUGACAGAAGCUGGUCAUGAAAGGCCACGUGAUAUAUGAGUCCAUUUAUAUGAAGUAUCCAGGAUGGGCAAAUCCAUAGGGAGAGAAGUUGGAUGAGUGGUUGCCAGACACUGGGGCAGGAGUAAGUGUGUGUUGGGGGGUGACUGCUCAUAAUAGAUGUGGGGCUCCUUCUAGAUGUGAUGAAGAUGCUCUGGAACCAGCUGGUUGAGAUGGUUGUACAACACUGUGGAUGUAUAAAUACUACUGAGACGUUCACUUUAAAAUGGUCAAUGUUGUGAUAUGUGAAUUGUAUCUCAAUACACCUGGCA